AUGGCAACGGGGCGCGACUCUCCCAACCUGUUGGACACAGUCGAUAUGGUUCAGACGGCAGCUGCCGUGAAGGAGCAGUUUCAGCAAUUUGAUGACCAGGCCACUGGCACCAUUGGCAAAGAGGACUUGAGGAGACUCAUUGAAAGCCUCGACCAGUUCGCCCCGGAUGAGAUCGACAGGAUCCUCAACCUAGCGGCCGCCAAUGGCAACGAGAUCGCCUACGAGCCCUUCAUCGACUGGGCCUUCAACAGCGCUAAGGCGUUGGAGCACCGGAAGGACCGGCUGCGACAGGUGAAGCUCUUCCAGGCGAGCUGGAAAUCGAGGAGUGCGCAAAGGUCUUGGAGCUGA
Effrenium voratum is the source of this 348-nucleotide messenger RNA. The record is from the annotation of a GenBank genome assembly. NCBI's taxonomy places the organism in Eukaryota, Dinophyceae, Suessiales, Symbiodiniaceae.